Vigna angularis (adzuki bean) is the source of this 1436-nucleotide messenger RNA. RefSeq lists its product as uncharacterized. The transcript has 11 exons. The coding region runs from base 211 to 1203 and encodes 330 amino acids. Lineage: Eukaryota; Viridiplantae; Streptophyta; Magnoliopsida; Fabales; Fabaceae. The record is from RefSeq and is a predicted model, not a curated record. Gene Ontology annotation, molecular function: transmembrane transporter activity. Gene Ontology annotation, cellular component: membrane. Gene Ontology annotation, biological process: transmembrane transport.
AAUAAUUUGUAAACUCCGCAGAGUACCUGUUUAUGAUUUCACCCAAACACAGCCCAACCUCUUAAGAGAGUCUGUUAUGCUUCUUCCUCUGAAAGUUCGGUCCUUUGGAACAUCCUUAAUAGUAAAUAGCACAGUGUCUGCAAAAGGGUGUUACUGAACUUCACAUUCUAUCUUAUAUUUUGACUUCUUUUUCCCGGGCAAUAGGAAAAGAUGAUCACUUUCGAGCAAUUUAGGAACAAAAACACGUUAAUAGGUCUUGGGUUGGGACAGUUUCUCUCUCUUCUGAUCACUUCAACUGGUUUCACCUCUUCUGAAUUGGCCAAAAAAGGGAUUAAUGCACCAACUUCACAGUCGUUUUUAAACUACGUGUUUUUGGCUAUUGUCUACGGGAGCAUUGUUCUGUACAGAAGGGAAGCACUUAAGGCAAAAUGGUAUUAUUACAUACUUCUUGGCUUGGUUGAUGUUGAAGCAAAUUUUCUCGUCGUGAAGGCGUAUCAAUACACAUCACUAACAAGUGUGAUGCUGCUUGACUGCUGGUCCAUCCCAUGUGUCAUGCUUUUUACGUGGAUUUUCCUAAAAACAAAAUAUAGAUUAUUGAAGAUAACCGGUGUACUUGUUUGCCUUGCCGGCCUUGUCCUGGUUGUAUUUUCAGAUGUCCAUGCAGGCGAUCGAGCAGGUGGAAGCAACCCUCGUAUAGGGGAUCUACUUGUUAUUGCUGGUGCUACAUUGUAUGCUGUCAGCAAUGUCAGCGAGGAGUUUCUAGUGAAAAAUGCUGAUAGAGUUGAGUUGAUGGCAAUGUUGGGUGUCUUCGGUGGCAUUAUCAGUGCCAUUCAAAUAAGCAUACUUGAGCGCAAUGAGCUAAAAUCUAUUCACUGGUCAGCUGGGGCAGCACUUCCUUUUGUUGGAUUUUCGGUGGCUAUGUUUUUGUUUUACUCUUUAGUGCCUGUCCUAUUAAAGAUCAAUGGUUCCACUAUGUUAAAUUUGUCUCUAUUGACGUCGGACAUGUGGGCAGUCUUAAUUCGCAUCUUCGCUUACCAUGAGAAGGUUGAUUGGAUGUACUAUGUGGCCUUUGGUGCUGUUGUUGUAGGUCUUAUUAUCUAUUCUGGUGGUGACACAAAUGAGAAUGAAGACCCUCUUCAUUUUGCUGAAGAUGCGAACCAAAGACAACAUGAUGAAGAAGCUACUACUUCAGGUAAAUCAUAGUAACAGCACCUAGGCCGGAUGCUCAAAAAAACUAAGCACGCCUUAAGAGGUGUUUGAAGGGUAAAACCUUGAGGAAGAGUCUCCUUCAAAGAUGGACAUUUUACUUGCAUUCCUAGAUUGCAAAACAAGAAGCAUUCAAUUUGUGUAGAUGGAAAUUUGAGUGUUUUGGACGGUUCUUUUAAUGUUUAUUCUAAAAUUCAGUCAGUAAUAAUAGCAUGCUAAAUUUAACAUUA